AUCUAACUGGUGAUUCUAGCUCAGCUACUAAUAUAACAGAAAAACAAAUAAUGUUAUGUAUGAAACAAUUACUUAUUAAUAGAGAUGACAAAGUGGUAGUUGAUUUACGUAAUUUCAAUAAAGGUAGAUCUAAAUGCUAUGCUGAAUUUUGGAA
This is a messenger RNA of Funneliformis geosporum, 154 nucleotides long. The record is from the annotation of a GenBank genome assembly. Lineage: Eukaryota; Fungi; Glomeromycota; Glomeromycetes; Glomerales; Glomeraceae.